Messenger RNA from Physella acuta, 1302 nucleotides. RefSeq lists its product as uncharacterized. The record is from RefSeq and is a predicted model, not a curated record. NCBI's taxonomy places the organism in Eukaryota, Metazoa, Mollusca, Gastropoda, Physidae. Gene Ontology annotation, biological process: regulation of neuron migration; regulation of neuronal synaptic plasticity.
AUGAGAUACAGUGACCAUCUGAGGCUGCCCGGUAAAGACAGCCGGGCAGCUGUCAAUCAUUCGGACUUGACCCGCCUCCACACCUACCCCUCGGCUCUAUCCAGCCGGACUCUCCCGCCCAAGGCCACGCCCACCCACAUCCCCGUCAUCAUGCCGCAGCUAGUGCCGGGGUGCCCGGGCCAAAUCGUCAUCCGGCGCCCCGACACGCCCGACACAGACGAAGACGACUUGAUGGGGGAGUGUCCACCGGAAGUGGUCAACGCCUGGCCGUACAGAUCGCCCUCCGUCUCCCCCCGCCACUCCCCGCGUCACACGCCACGCCACGCGCCGGAUGUGCUGAGGUUCGCGGACAAGGACUACAUGAUGCCGGCACACGUCAGGAAGAUCCUGCGAGAGGAAGGAAUCAGAGACGCCACAGCCGAGUCCUGGCUCAAAGAACGGGAAGUCUGGCACUGGAAGUCUGCCUCGCUACGUCAUCAGGAGAAAAGUAAACAUAUAAAAGCCAGUGGUGUGAGAGAACUGCCAAUGAUUAACCACCAAGUCAGCCUGGUGAGUGGGCAGCAACAUUACAGUACCCAGCAUGGCACAGUACCAAGUCGUGCGUCAACACAAGAGCAUCGUGGUGCCAUCAUUGUUGCAUCGGCAGAUGGCGUUGGCUAUUCACAAUCCGAGGUAUCCUUAACAAAUUUCGACACAUCGCCUAUGACGUCAUCAGCCGCAUUGUCUGCUACUCUGACGUCAUCACCUACUUUGCCUAGUGCACAGACACAACCAACCUCAGUGCCAGCCAUUACAACGUCAUCAGCCUAUCUGCCAGCCACCAUGACGUCAUCAGCCUACCUGCCAGCUACCAUGACGUCAUCCGCCUACCUGCCUGCUACUAUGACGUCAUCGGACUACCUGGUUACGACAAAGACGUCAUCCGUCUCACUGCCUGAUAUUGUUGGCAGCGAGCCGAUGGAGUCUGAUGCUGUGGAUAUGGAGCCAGACUCACCCGACCCACAGGGCGACCUGCCCAGACUUGUUCUGAUCUCCUCCAAAGUUCCACGAUGCCAGUCUAUGGCCAGGGCAGUCAUCAAAGAUGGUCACGUGACAUGCCUGGUUUACGACUUUGAUCGCUGGUGUUUCCAGGAUAUUUUAGAUGAAUGUCAGCAUAGAUUAGAGAAUGACUUCAAUGGUUGCAAGGCUCAAUCAGUACUUCUUAUAUGUAAGGGAGGACCGGGCUACUUGUAUAUGUUGAGGAACUUUGUUUUGACGCCACAGAAGAUAGGCCAGCCUCAGUAUCAGUGUGUUCGUCAGUAA